AUGCAGUGCUAUCUUAUGAUCAUUGUGGAAACAGAGGGAUCAGAGGAGGAGGUGAUGGAGACGACUGGAGAACUGAACCCUAAUCAUUACCCAGCACAAAGGGCCGCGAACGCAGCGCGGCACUAUGUCAACACCCGCUAUGGCUCCCCUUAUAAAGUCUUUAUGCUCCACAAGGUCCACAGUGGAAACGCAGAGGACGUGGCCAAUGGAAGAAAGUAUCAAUUGGAAAUUUCAUUUCAAGAAAUGCUCAGUAAUAACACCUACAAAGGCUCUGCAGAGGUGUUGUAUCCAAGAGAAGGACCAGGUUCACCUGAAGUGAAGGUGUCGUGUGCAGAGCUCGAAGCAUAUCACAAAACACAGGAGGAAGAAGCUUUGUACCAAAAACUGAAGACUAGUGUUAGCAUGCUGUCAGCGCAGGAGUUGCCUGAUAGUCACGGCCGCAUAGAGCCGGACAUGGAGCCUCUGUGGUCCCUGGGAAUAGUGGCUUCAAGCUUCAUCAUGUUGAAAGAAUCCACUGAGGAUACUCUGUAUAACAUGGCUCAGGUCGGCAGUGUCACACAAGUGUUCACUGAGACAGUCGAGCUGAAGUUUGACUAUUUGGUAUUACUUCAUGAUAUGGUGUCGCAGGAAAUUAUUCGUUGGAAAUUGCAGUUCGGUUGGUCACCUCUAGGGGGCGUUAAAGUACAGCAGAUGGAAAAAAUACCGCACCGCCACACUUAA
Molecule: messenger RNA, 720 nt
Organism: Knipowitschia caucasica
Lineage: Eukaryota; Metazoa; Chordata; Actinopteri; Gobiiformes; Gobiidae
Source: the annotation of a GenBank genome assembly